This is a messenger RNA of Benincasa hispida (wax gourd), 690 nucleotides long. Lineage: Eukaryota; Viridiplantae; Streptophyta; Magnoliopsida; Cucurbitales; Cucurbitaceae. The record is from RefSeq and is a predicted model, not a curated record.
AUGUUUGAGACCAUCGUCAAUGCGGAGACGUCAAAGGCGGCAUGGGACAAGCUCCAAUUGACUCAUAGAGGAGCCAAUCGUGUGAAAAAGGUACGGUUGCAGACCUUACGUGGUGAGUUUGAAUCUUUACAAAUGAAGGAGACGGAGGUGAUAGCGGAAUAUCACACAAAAGUAAUGGCUGUCGUCAACCAAUUGAGACAGAAUGGUGAAGAAAUCACCGAUGUUCAUGUCAUGGAGGAGGUUCUACGAAGCCUAAAUAUAAAGUUCGAGAUUAUCGCCACGACGAUCGAAGAGACACAGGAUCUCAAGAACAUGACAAUUGAACAAUUUAUAGGCUCGUUACAAGCCUAUGAGGAGAAAAGAAAAGGAGAAUGGAGCAAACAGAGACCGUUGAAUAACUUAUUCAACUCAAAAUCAAGGAGAAGAAUAGUACGUGGAAGAGGUUAUGGUGGUCGAGGCCAUGGUGGAAGAGGUGAAGCCAACACCGAUGUUUCUCAAAACUCGUCUGAAUCCUCAAAAGGAAGAGGAGGUCAAGGUCGUGGAAGACGUGGUGGAAGGUCCGGGAGAGAUAAAUCUCAGGUAAAAUAUUAUAAUUGUAACAAAUAUGGACAUUAUGUGAAUGAGUGUUACUCAUCUCAAACAGAGUCGAUUGAUCAAAAGCAUCAGGACCGAUCAACCGUUAACACAUAA